This is a messenger RNA of Rotaria sordida, 306 nucleotides long. NCBI's taxonomy places the organism in Eukaryota, Metazoa, Rotifera, Eurotatoria, Philodinida, Philodinidae. The record is from the annotation of a GenBank genome assembly.
GAAGAAAAAUUAAUAGCUUUUUGUGGUUUAUGGGAAGAUUAUCCUCAUCAUCGUUAUCGUAUGAAAUUUUGUAUUGAAAUGGGUCAAUUAGUUGGUUAUUCUAAUAUUAAUGAUAGCAAAGCAUUAGCUAGUUAUGAUGGUCGUUUAAUAAAUAUGAUUAUUGUAUAUCCAAAAGAAAAAAAUCGUCCAUUAGUUCAUUAUCGAGGUUGUCUUGGUUGGAAUCGAAAAUAUAUUAGAUGGGAAAAAGAAGAUUCAUCUCGUAAAAAUAGUUGGCGUCCAACUCAACGAUGGAUUAAAAUUGAAUGA